Molecule: messenger RNA, 1940 nt
Organism: Papaver somniferum (opium poppy)
Lineage: Eukaryota; Viridiplantae; Streptophyta; Magnoliopsida; Ranunculales; Papaveraceae
Product: pentatricopeptide repeat-containing protein At1g12300, mitochondrial-like
Exons: 1
Coding region: 1-1113 (370 amino acids)
Molecular function (GO): protein binding
Source: RefSeq, a predicted model, not a curated record
AUGAGUUGGGUUCAAAGACUAAAGCGUAAUACCAGAUUAAUCUCUGGUUAUCGUCAAGUAUCUGUGAGAGAUUAUAGAAUGACACAACUUGAGAGUUAUGUGCAGGAUGAGUGUAAGUCUGGAAGGAUUAAGAAGCUUGAGGAUGGUUUGAGAUACUUUGAUCAAUUGAUUUUGGACAGGCCAUUACCAUCAAAUGUUACGUUUAAUCAUGUAUUGAGUUCUCUGUUGAAGAUUAAAUGUAAUUCAGAUGUCAUUGUCUUGUAUAAGAAGAUGAGUUUGGUUGGAGUAAAGCCUAAUUUGUAUACAUUGACCAUUUUGAUUAACUGCUGUUGCCAAUUGGGAAAAGUGAAUUAUGGGUUCUGUUUUCUUGGAGAAAUUAUUAAGAGAGGUCAUCAGCCUAAGGUUAUCACAUUCACUACACUGAUUAAAGGGUUGUGUUUACAAGGGAAGAUUGAUUUUGCAUUCAAAGUGUUUGCUAAAAUGACUCAAUUAGGUAUUCAACCUGAUGCCUUCACAUGUACUACUCUUAUACAUGGGCUUUGUUCAACUGGUCAAGUGGGUCUUGCUCUUCAGCUAAAAAAUAACAUGUCUAAAUGGAACUGCAGACCAACUGUUGUUUCGUAUUCUGCCAUCAUAGACACACUUUGUAAAGGAGGUUUAGUUAAUGAAGCUUUGGUUUUCUUCUGUGAAAUGCACAGAGAUUUAAAUGUUGUUCCCGAUGUAGUUGUUCACAAUUCUUUGAUUGACGGACUUUGUAAUUCAGGCCGGUUCAAUGAGGCAAACAGAUUCUUUGACGAGAUGGUUAGUAAAGGAAUCUUUCCAGAUACAAGGACAUAUAAUUGUAUGAUUCAUGGGCAUUGCCUAAAUGGUCAGCAGGAAGAAGCAAGAAGAUAUUUUGAUGAAAUGAUGGAUCGAGGGAUUUCACCCGAUACAAUAACCUUUAGUAUAUUGAUAGAUACACUUUGUAAAGAUGGGGACACAGAAAAUGCUUUGGGGUUGUUUAAACUGAUGGACAAGAUAAAUGUAAAACCUGAUCAGAUUACUUACAACUCAAUGAUUGAUGGUCUGUGUUUGGCAGGCCGGUUGCAAGAUGCGGUGAAACUGUUCGCCUAAAUGGUGGAUAGGGGCCUUGAACCGAAUGUUACCAGUUGCAAUAUAUUAAUUGAUGGGUAUUGCAAGAAUCAUAUGUUGGAUGAAGCUUUGCAGCUAUUCAAGAAAAUGAGACAAAAUGAAUUGAAGCCGACAAUAGUUACUUGCAAUGUACUGUUAAGGGGACUAUACUGGGAUGGAAGAAUGAAGACUGCUCAGAGGUUUCCUAAUGAGAUGCAAUCUUUUGGUCAAUCUCCAGAUGAAGUUUCAUACGGUAUGAUUUUGGAUGGUCUGUGCAAGAAUUGAAAAAUUGUGGAGGUGAUGGAAUUGCUCGAAUCCAUGGAGGGUACUGGUAUCUUAGCUAAUGUAGAAAUGUACAGUAUCCUUAUCAAUGGUUUGUCUCGGGCAGGGAAGUUGGAAGAUGCAAGAAAACUGCUUGAUGAGAUGCCAGAAAAAGGAUUAGUUCCUAAUGUAGUAACAUGUACCACGAUGAUAGCUGGCCUCUUCCAUCACAGGAUGUCACUGGAGGCUAACAAAUUAAUCAUCCAAAUGGAGGAGAAAGGUUGUUUAUUAGAUUCUAGAACAUACGACACCAUCAUCAAGGGUUUUCUUCAAGGAAAGGAGACUGAGAAGGCAUUACAAUUUCUUCGCAAGAUGCAUGAAAGAAAAUUUGUACCAAGUGAUCCUGUUGUAUCCUUACUAAUAAAAACGCUCUCAACAGAUGAACUGAAAAAUCUGGUUCUGUUUUUGUGAGACCUUGUAACUGUUGAGUGUAACAGUGAAAAUCUGAAAAACUUUGGGGGAUUUGUGUCGCCUGAUACAUUUAAAUGUGGAUCUUUAUUUCUCUCAAA